Raphanus sativus (radish) is the source of this 1024-nucleotide messenger RNA. RefSeq names its product phosphatidylinositol N-acetylglucosaminyltransferase subunit P-like. The transcript is spliced from 3 exons. The coding region runs from base 311 to 682 and encodes 123 amino acids. NCBI's taxonomy places the organism in Eukaryota, Viridiplantae, Streptophyta, Magnoliopsida, Brassicales, Brassicaceae. The record is from RefSeq and is a predicted model, not a curated record.
GUAAGGAAAACAAAGCGAGCGGUGAGAGCCGGUCGCAGCGCUGACAGUAAAACAUAGAAAGUGGCGCAAGAAUUUAUGGAAGGGAAAUAGGCUGGCCGAGUCGUUGACGCUGCUUACUUUUGCAGAACUCUUCUCGUGCGGGCCUCCACCAUCCCCCAAUUAUUAAGUCUCCAAAAUUUUUAGUAAUAGAUAAUUAAUCCUACAAUAUUGAUUAUCACUUUUGAUUUUUUCCAAAUUUAUUUGCUGAGUCUUCAACUGAUUGGCUAUUUUCUCGUGUUAGUAGAAGAUCAUUCGAAAUUAGUCCAAGACUAUGGAAAGGUCAUCUCCGUUCAGAGCACAACAAGUGCAUGGACCAAAACCCUCUGAGGUGUAUGGUUACUACCCAAGCAAGUAUUGGGUAUUGGCUAGGCCGACGUAUCUUAUGGUGACUAUGGUGCUAGCUUUGGCGUUUUACAUCGGUCUCAACUUCACCGCUACUCCACACCCAACCUCUCUCAAUACCUUGUUUGAUGAGCACAGUCGAGAACCUUGGGAGUUUGAUCCUCAGAUGGAGGAAGGGCACGAGAGGCCUAUGGAUCCAAUCUCUGACAUUGAUAUUACAAAAAUCAGUGAUGUUAUGUUCAAUUCAAGUGAUGAUAUAUGUGUUACUUCUUGCCAUGCCAGAGAAGGGAGCAAAGAAUGAAUCAUUCUCCAACGUGCCAGUGAUAGACGUCAUUGAUGAGUGGUUCGAACUUGAAGCUCAUGAUGAGACAGUGGUUUUUGAAUUAGAAAGUAUGAUGAUAGUGGAUGAAUUGUUGUCUGAGGUUGUUAGCUUCAUGUAGGGUAGAGUGCUUCUUUUCAUUCUUUUUUUUUUCAGAUUGCAUUGUCUGCAUUUUGAUUGACAAUACUGAGAGAGAGAGUAGUUGUUGCAUUUGGCGUGCAUAUAAUUUUUUUUUCAGGUCUAGGUUUGGCCUCUUUCAAAGUUAGUCACAUUGCUUCAAAAUGUUAUUGUGACUUGUAAACCACUAAUCAAAAUAUUUCCAUA